Mesorhabditis spiculigera is the source of this 957-nucleotide messenger RNA. Lineage: Eukaryota; Metazoa; Nematoda; Chromadorea; Rhabditida; Rhabditidae. The record is from the annotation of a GenBank genome assembly.
AUGUCAUCCGUUGCCGCGCGAUGCGUUUUCCUAGGGCCCGAAAAAGCGAAAGCAAGCCCACCGUCUCCAGCGCAUCCACUUCAAGCCCGGGCCUACGACAAUCACAACGCAGACGAAAAACAUCCGAUGUGGAGCGACUACGAUCACCCUCGAUUCCUCGGACCUAUUCCAGACGAUCUGGUGGCCUGUGACCAGCUUCACCAACGCAUCAUGUGCAAAGAUGCGGAGCCCUUUACCUUCUAUUUCUACUAUCCGGUGGACGCCGACGCCCUGGGUCUCGUCGAUUAUCACGACAUCAUCACACAGCCCAUCGACCUGCGCACGAUGCGGAUAAAGCUGGAUUACAGACAAUACGGGAAUGCUGACGAAUUUUUGGCCGAUAUUGCAUUGAUGCUGGAUAAUUGCUUCAAGUAUAACCCGCCACACGAUCUGGUGCACCAGGCCGGCAAGCAACUGCAGGACUUCAUUAAAGAACAAUGGACUCGAAUUUGUGCCGCAAAGGCUCUUAAUAACAACAAUAACAAGACAAUUACCGCCCUUGCCAGCCGGCCCGAAUCACUCAAUGACUACACGAAGAGUAUGGAUCACUGGGAGCAGCGUCGCAAGGAUUGGCUGCAAAGAUCUGCCGCACUCCGCAGCGAACUCAUGGCCUUGGCACCGGGCGCUAUGGUGCCGGUCGUGGAAUUUCGGCACUGCCCGGAAACGGGACUGCUGCAGCUCGUCGAACUGAUCGAUAAAUUGGAAGGCUCGAACCUUGCGGCAAAGUCGAGGGAAAUCGAUCUGGAUCCGUCGUCAUUGAAGCCCAGCACCAUGCGCGCGAUGCUGCUUCAUGUCAGAAGGUUCGUUCCGGAAACAUCUCGUCCCUCCUGCCCUUCCGUCUCCCUCAAGCUGGAAGUGCUCGUCAAGCCACCUGGAAAACUCUCCGAGUCUUCUUCUGACGAUGAGGCUCCGGCAGAC